Messenger RNA from Cladophialophora immunda, 300 nucleotides. RefSeq lists its product as uncharacterized. The record is from RefSeq and is a predicted model, not a curated record. The coding region runs from base 1 to 300 and encodes 99 amino acids. NCBI's taxonomy places the organism in Eukaryota, Fungi, Ascomycota, Eurotiomycetes, Chaetothyriales, Herpotrichiellaceae. The transcript has 3 exons.
AUGUCUGCCACGGCCGCAUACGGCAACACCGCCGACAAGGGUUACUCCAGCGGCAGCGAAGAUGGACAAGCAACAGGCCAGCGGAAGGCGCUGGCUACAACCAACGGGCCAUCAGCAUUACCUCUGCCGCCGACCUCGGAUUACCUGUCGCAACCAGCGGGGAGUCUGCUCAAAGGAGCAACCGACGAGAAGGGGAACCUCAAGCCCGCUGCGCUCAUGGUCGGCAUUAAACUUGAUCUCGAGGCAGAGGUCCAUUUGACAGCUCGAGUUCGAGGUGACAUCACGAUUGGCUUGUACUGA